AUGCAGAACGAGUGUUUUGACUACCUCGUAUUAAGCUACAUGUGGGGCACGAAUCAUGAAGGACAACUCCGCCUACUCCAAUCCAAUCUCAAGUCCUUCCAAAGAGAGAUUCCACGAACCACUUUAGAGGCAUCAGAUGUGUACAAAGAAGCCAUCCGCGUGACUCUCGCACUCGGCUACCGCUUCCUCUGGAUAGACAGCCUAGCCAUAAUCCAAGACUCAGAUGAAGACUGGACCUACGAAGCACGCCGCAUGGCCAUCGUCUACGGCAACGCAACAGCCAACCUCGCUUUCCUCUUCCCACCUCACUCGCCCUCUGCGCCAUCCAGUCGCGAAGACCCACGAUCUUCGAAUCCAUGUAUCCUCCGGGCUUCAUCUUCGCAUACAGCUGGGAUAUAUAUUGAGCACACGAAGUCCUCACUCCGUCUCGCCCUCGACACGGAGGAGGCGAGUAGAGACUGGCUCGCUCAACGCAACUGGCCGCUCUUCAAUCGCGCAUGGACGUUCCAGGAGUAUCUUCUUGCGCCGCGGACGUUGCUGCUGGGGCAUAAGAAUCUCAUGUGGCAGUGCUCGGAGGGGUUUUGGGAUGAAUUGCUUGGGCCGAUUGCGGAAGCACCGGUUACAGAUCCCACGACGACGACGCUACAAGUAUCUUUGCACGGCAAAGACCGAGGGAAGGCUCGGUACUUCCCCAACACCAUCAAAGAGAUCAACACACUCGCAAAGACAAACAGCCUUUCCUCCCCAGCUAUUCUCUCUUUCGCACUAGACUACCAAAACCUAGUCAACGAGUACCGCAGCCGCAGACUCUCUUUCUUCAAAGACCGCAUCGUAGCUUUCGCAGGCGUAGCGCGUGCGUUUUCCAACCUAGGCCAACUCACCUACCUAGCCGGCCUGUGGAAAGAAAUACUACCGAUAACCAUGCUAUGGUACGUCGACAAAAAAGCAAAACGGCUUGUCCGCCUCGAGAAUGGGAUACCAAAUGGCGCGGAGAUGAAACCAUCGAUGUGGACGACGGAGAUUGAGGAAGAAGUAGUGCAAACCACAUCACCACUCCCAAGUUGGUCAUGGUUCUCAGUACCGAUAUGGAAAUACUACCAACUCCACUACCUUUUCGCCGAGGACGAACUAGUCGUCCGGAGUAAAAGCGAUUCCGAACCUCAUCUCGUCCGCUGGACAGACAUGUUCUUUGCCGAAACCAAGGGCUUCAAGUUCGCUGGACACGCGCAAGAUCGCAUACCGGAUUCUAGCCCCUUUGACUUCGCAGGCUUGCAAGUCACGUUCGCUACACUGGUUCUUCCUAUCAAAGCAGAUUGGCCCGCUGAUCUAGCUAACCAGAUGAAGCGGUUACAAGACCAUUCGCCGCUGUCUUCUCACCGCGGGUUUAGUUGGGACCCAAUUCUGGAGUAUUACCCUGAUGAUCCAGCGGGAAGGGUGUCGCCACCUCGUAAUGCGGUAUAUGCGCUGAUGGCGGAGUGUCAGGUUGUUAGGACUGCGGGGAAAAACACGGUGCAGCGGCGGUUGGCGGGGUUGAUUUUAGUCCCAGGAAGUAAAGAGGGGACGUGGAAGAGGGUCGGGGUGUGGAAGUUGAGGAUUAAUGUUGUGGGUGUUGGUGUUGAUGGAGGUAAUAUUGGGGAGGUGGCGAGGAGGUGGGGGAAGGUUAGUGUGCUGUCGGGGAAGUGGAAGGGUGUGCUUGUUACGCUGGUGUAG
Messenger RNA from Alternaria triticimaculans, 1710 nucleotides. RefSeq lists its product as uncharacterized. The record is from RefSeq and is a predicted model, not a curated record. Lineage: Eukaryota; Fungi; Ascomycota; Dothideomycetes; Pleosporales; Pleosporaceae. The transcript has a single exon. The coding region runs from base 1 to 1710 and encodes 569 amino acids.